This is a messenger RNA of Fimicolochytrium jonesii, 1073 nucleotides long. RefSeq lists its product as uncharacterized. The transcript has a single exon. The record is from RefSeq and is a predicted model, not a curated record. Bases 103 to 711 code for a protein of 202 amino acids. NCBI's taxonomy places the organism in Eukaryota, Fungi, Chytridiomycota, Chytridiomycetes, Spizellomycetales, Powellomycetaceae.
AGUCUUCCGAUGUUGGCGCAUCACGCGUCUGCAUCCCCACACAUCUCUCCACACAGUGCUUUUUCGGAACACAGUGAUUAGUUGGGGGAGUGGAGAGUGGAUAUGGGCCCGGGGGAAACUACGGGAAGCGAGCCUGUGUGCAUUCGGCUGCAAGAACCAACUCUUGCCGACUUCCUUGAAAGUCCGGUGCGGAAAUCGAACCAAGUCUCACGGCUCACACCCCUCAAACCGCUCAACGGGCAACUUUCAAAUUCCAACAAGCGAAACAUUGGAGCAAAAGAAUGGGCUCAGGGCAAAGCACCACCGGCCGCGGCCUACCCGCACCCUUCAACUUCACCGGCCCCGUCAACACCACUCCCUACAACGCCGGCGGCGCCCCUUCAACCAGCGCUCCCCCCGCCUAUCCUCCUCGAGACGGCGACGGUCCUCCUCCACCAACCGCACCUACUGGCUACCCUCCAGGUGGGACAGGCGCUCCAGCACCUUUUCCCGGCCCGUCGACCUACACCUCGGCGCUUCAACCCGACGUGCACACAGCGUACUACGACCCCGCCUACAAUGCGCCACGCGGGUGCUGUGGAAUGCCUGUCUCGUUCUGGCUGUUUGCCCUCGGCAUCAUCUUUCCGAUCUUCUGGUUGUGCGGGUUGUGUUGUUUGUUUAGUCGGAAUCCGUACGAACGCGUUUGGGCAAAGGCGAUUUUGUUUUCGCUGAUGAUCUAUGCGAUUGUGGGAUUGGUGUUGGGGAUUCUGGGCGGAUUGGGGUGGGGGAGGGGCUAGUGGUGCGAUGGAAUGGCGGCACGGGUACGAAGUGGUUGUCUUCUCUUAUACAAGGGGAUAUAUACGCCGCCUUCGACAUCGGUCUUGCUAGGUUAGGAAUAAAAUCAAAAAAUCUGUUCCAAAAACUUUCGGACGGGUUCUGCUGUCAGUACGGAGAGCCUGGCGGCUUCGUAAGAGUCUCCAGUAGUCGUCCCGGUCGUCUGUCUCCGUUUCUCUGUACGGGAUCACUUAGUCUUCCUUUUCCGAAGACGCUUGCGAUGGCUGCUUGAGCGAAGGGGAAGAAGCUGUCAGACAGCG